GAGUGCACAUUUGAACUUGGAAGGGUGAUUUGUGGAGAAGAGAAAGGGUUAGGGUUUUGUUUUGGAUUCUGUUUUUUGUGAAGAAGAAACAAGAAAAAUGUUCAACGCUGAUCCUUCAUUGCCUAAUGUUUCUACCCUCACCACUGAACAGAUUCAAAAGUACUUGGAGGAGAAUAAGGAGCUGAUCUUGGCAAUAUUGGAAUAUCAAAACCUGGGAAAGUUUGCUGAACUAGCACAAUGUCAAGCCAAACUUCAGCAUAACUUGACUUAUCUGGCCAAACUUGCUGAUGCUGGUUCUCAGUCACCGACCCCAUCUCAGGUUUCAUCCCAUGCCACUAUGCAACAGGGGCAAGGCAUGCGCCAAUUACAAGUCGCUAUGUCUCAGCCACAACCAGAUCUCUCUAAGAACUUGCCCUUUGAGAUAAUGAGUGAUCAGCAACAGUUGCAGCAGCAGUUGCAGCAACAGUGGCAGCAGCAGUUGCAGCAACCGCAUGUGACAAUGUCUCUACAAGAACCAGAUAUCCUUGCUUCAAAGUUGCCUUUGCUGAUGAAUGAGCAAAACUAUAAGAUACCACAUUUCCUCUAUCAGCAACAACCAAUCCCUGGAGCAAUGGUUAACUUUCCUGGUUCUAAUAGUGGCAUAUAUCAAGCUUCUCAAAUCAGACUUGGUAAUCUUCCAGAUACUCCAUCAAGUAACCAAACUGGCUCGGAUUCUGUCCCUGGCUGGUCUUAGAGAAAUUACUGUCAGGGAACAUUUGUUCAGUCAUAUCAUUGAACAAUUCAUAUAGAAACGGAAAAUGCAUCUUAUAUUUUGAUGAA
This is a messenger RNA of Vigna radiata var. radiata (mung bean), 819 nucleotides long. RefSeq names its product GRF1-interacting factor 2-like. NCBI's taxonomy places the organism in Eukaryota, Viridiplantae, Streptophyta, Magnoliopsida, Fabales, Fabaceae. Gene Ontology annotation, biological process: positive regulation of transcription by RNA polymerase II; cell population proliferation; leaf development. The coding region runs from base 98 to 733 and encodes 211 amino acids. The record is from RefSeq and is a predicted model, not a curated record. Gene Ontology annotation, molecular function: transcription coactivator activity. Gene Ontology annotation, cellular component: nucleus. The transcript has 4 exons.